Messenger RNA from Micromonas commoda, 2165 nucleotides. RefSeq lists its product with no specific name. NCBI's taxonomy places the organism in Eukaryota, Viridiplantae, Chlorophyta, Mamiellophyceae, Mamiellales, Mamiellaceae. Gene Ontology annotation, biological process: Golgi to plasma membrane protein transport; intra-Golgi vesicle-mediated transport; SNARE complex disassembly. Gene Ontology annotation, molecular function: ATP binding; ATP hydrolysis activity. The coding region runs from base 1 to 2097 and encodes 698 amino acids. Gene Ontology annotation, cellular component: Golgi stack. The record is from RefSeq and is a predicted model, not a curated record. The transcript has 2 exons.
AUGGCGAUGCUGCGGGUCGCAAACUGCCCGAGUCAGGAGCUGGCGCUCACCAACGCCGCGUUCGUCAGCUCCGCCGACUCCGACUUCGUCCCGUACGCCGAGCUCGGCGAUCUGGUCCUCUUCACGCGGCCCCAUCCCGAGGUUGAGCCCGGGCAGAUCGCGCUCAACGGCGUGCAGCGAAAACUCCUCCGCGUGUCCACCGGGGACACCGUGCGGGUCGAGCCGUUCACGCCGCCCGUCGACGCCGUGAAGAUGGCGGAGAGCAUCAAGCGCGCGUUCGUCAGCCAGGUGUUCACCGUCGGGCAGAAAGCCGCGGUGGAGUACUGCGGCAACAACUUCCUGUGCACCGUCAACUCGAUGCUCGUGGAGGGCGCGCCCGACGGCGUUCGCAACUCUCGCGGCCUGAUGAUCCCCGACACCGGGCUGGUCUUCGAGGCGGCGCACAACAGCGCCAUCAAGAUCACCAACCAGAAGGCGACCACCAUCAACAGCAGCCUGUUCAAGGCGAAGGAGUUCUCGUUCGAGAAGCUGGGCAUCGGCGGUUUGGACACGCAGUUUGAGGACAUCUUCCGCCGAGCGUUUUCGUCGCGGGUGUUCCCCCAGAGCGUGGUGCAACGCCUGGGGAUCAAGCACGUCAAGGGCAUGCUGCUGCACGGCCCGCCGGGUACCGGUAAGACCCUGAUAGCUCGGCAGAUUGGAAAGAUGCUCAACGGGAAGGAGCCCAAGAUUGUCAACGGCCCCGAGGUGAUGAGCAAGUACGUCGGCCAAUCCGAGGAGAACAUCCGCGCGCUCUUUGCCGACGCCGAGGCGGAGCAGAAGGCUCGCGGGGACGACUCCGACCUCCACAUCAUCAUCUUCGAUGAGAUCGACGCCGUGUGCAAGCAGCGCGGGAGCGUCAACUCGGGCACUGGCGUCCACGACUCGAUCGUGAACCAGCUCCUCACCAAGAUCGACGGCGUCGACUCCCUGAACAACAUCCUGCUCAUAGGCAUGACCAACAGGAAGGACAUGCUGGACGAGGCGAUCCUCCGCCCGGGGCGUCUCGAGGUGCACAUCGAGAUCGGUCUCCCUGACGAGGCUGGGCGGCACCAGAUCCUCAAGAUCCACAGCAGCAAGAUGAGCGAGAACGAGUUUCUGGGACAGGAUGUAGACGUCGCCGACCUCGCUCGGCGGACGAAAAAUUUCUCGGGAGCCGAGAUCGAGGGUCUCGUAAAGUCCGCGGUGUCCUUCGCGUUGGCGAGGCAGAUCGACUUUCAGAACCUGUCGUCGAUGGAGAUUGACGAGGACAACGUCAAGGUGGAGAUGGGCGAUUUCGAGCGAGCGUUACUCGAGGUUGUCCCGGCGUUUGGCGCGAGCACCGAGACGUUUGAGCGGUGCCGGCUCAACGGCAUCAUCUCCCCGGGCGAAAAGUUUGAGAAGUUGCACCACACGUGCAGGGCGCUCGUGGAGCAGGUGCGCGUGAGCGAUAAGACCCCAAUGUUGACUUGCGUCCUGGAGGGCGCCGCGGGUUCGGGUAAGACGGCCCUGGCGGCGACUUUGGCCAUCGGGGCGCAGUACCCGUUCAUGAAACUCGUCAGCGCGGAUAACAUGGUGGGCAUGAGCGAGAUGGGCAAGUGCCAGGCGCUGGCGAAGGUGUUCGAGGACGCGUAUAAGUCCCCGCUGUCGCUCAUCGUGCUCGACGACAUCGAGCGUCUGCUCGACUACGUCGCGAUCGGCCCGAGAUUCAGCAACGUGGUGCUGCAGGCGCUGCUCAUCUUGCUGAAGCGCCAGCCUCCCGAGGGGCGCAAGCUGUUGGUCAUCGGCACCACGUCGCUGCCGCACGUGUUCGAGGACAUGGGACUGACCGCCACGUUUAACGUGUCCCUGCACUGCCCGCUGCUGACGCAACGGGACGCGAAGGUUGUGCUGUCGCAGCUGGGCGCGUUUGAGCCCCACGAGCUCGACCCGGCUGUGGCGAUGCUGGACCACGAGACGCCAAUCAAGAGGCUGUUCAUGCUGCUGGAGAUGGCGCGGCACGGCGCGGGGGCUGGGGCGGAGUCCGCGGGAAAAGUCCCGCUGGAGCGGUGGAUCACGUGCAUGGAGGACCUCGCGGGGUAGAAGACGCGCGCACACGCGCGCGCAUAGACCGAACCCCUCGGUUGUCUUGCAAAAAAUUACAUGGAUUC